AUGUGAGAAAGUCUCCCCAUCAAUGGUUAUGAUUUACAGUUUGACUGAAAAACUGCUUUCUCAAUGUAAUAAUACUUGUUUUUACAGUAUCCUUCAUGUAGGAAGAGGAAGUAGGUUGGUUGUAGCUCCUAUACCCGAGGAGAAAUUUGAAUUGGAUGGAACAGGUAAUGAUGAGACACAGUUCUACAAGGGUGAUAGUCCAUUCCAAAGCAGGGUGGGUGAGGAAGAGAUGGUAGAAAUGGUAGCAGACAGUUUUGACAUGGAAAUAGAAGAAGAUGACGUUGAUGACAGAGAAAGAGUUGGAGAGUGUGAAGCUGAAUUUGAAAAAGGGAGGCAAAUGAGUUUAGGCCUAUUAGCAAGCUCAGGAAGAAUUGUACUGGGCCUACAACCUCAACCCAAUCCAAAAACAUUGGGCCAGCAGAACAGAACAGUGGAACCGAGAGGAAAAGAAGCAUGGGUCUGUGAAAAAGGCCUAGAAAUUUUACAACUGGGAGAACACUCUAGGCCCGAGGUUGAAGCACAAAAGGAGGCCACACAAUGUAAUGCAAAUCACGAAAAAAUAAAGAGUAUUCUGGAAAACAGCAGCUCCUUUUGGGAGGGACUUGGAAGUGAAGAUGGGAGUGAGAAGGAGUGGAUGAGAGUGAUGUCGAAGCAGGGCAAGCAGAAAAGAAAGAAAAAAGUUAAGGCGUGUAGCGUGGUAUACAAAAGAUCACUUCCUCUAGAAGUCAUGAAUCAGAAGAAGAAAGGCAAAGGCAUAUCUGGGUCGAGUCAAGCAAAGGAGGAGGAAACUUCACAGUGCCACCAAAGCACAAGCAACUCAGUGGCAGGGGGCUCAGUAGGGGAUAGUGGCAUCCAAAAUUGCAAUCGAAGGUUGAACAAGGUCCCCAACAAACGAAUCGCAGCUGAAUUGUGGAAUUUUGCAAAAAGGAUCGGGGCGGUAACAGAGGAAGAGGAGCUGGUCAUCAGGAAGUUCGAGGAGAUGGAGAAAAGGGAUAGAGCAACAAAAGAGGAAACCAAGAAGUGUGGGUUAGAUAGGAAUUAUUGUAAAAGGCUAUGGCACUCAGAAGACUUUGAGUGGGUUGGGAAGGAUUCUGUAGGAAGGUCAGGAAGGCUGUUGUGUGUAUGGAAUUCUAAAGCCAUCAAUGUGAAGCAUGUUUGGGAAGGAGAGAACUUUAUUGGUAUCCAAGGGGUGUGGAUUGUAGAGAACGUUGCGGUCAAUGUUGUCAAUGUUUAUUGUCCAUGCCAACUUGCUGGAAAAAGAAUCUUAUGGCUAGAGUUAAAAAUUUUAGUUCUGCAAUCAGGAGGAAUGUGGUCUAUUGUGGGAGAUUUUAACGCAGUCCAGAAAGUCGAGGAGAAGAUAGGGAGCAGUAGAUUAACUAUAGAGAUGGGAGAGUUUGACAACUUCAUUAGAGAUUCGGGUCUGAUUGAUAUUCCGUUAGUGGGUAGAAAAUUGACAUGGUACCAAAUAGGAGGCAAAUUCAUGAGUAGAAUUGAUAGAGCACUGCUGUCAGAGGAAUGGUUAUCCAAGUGGGGGGAAGCUACACAAUGGGGGUUGAGUAGAAUAGUCUCUGAUCACUGCCCUAUCUUGCUUAGACAUAAGAAAGUGAAUUGGGGACCCAAACCAUUCAGAUUCUUUGAUAUAUGGCUUGAGCAAAAAGAGUGCAGGGAGUUGAUAAGAAAAGCAUGGGAACAAGCAAAUAUCCAAGGAUGGGCUGGGUUUCAACUUAAGGAAAAGCUGAAGAUCACCAAGGAAGCACUGAAGAAGUGGAGCAAAAGCUUUGUUCCCGAAAUUGACAACAGAAUAAAAGAGGCCACAGCACAGAUUGAGCAGUUAGAUCUGAAAGGGGAGUCGGAGCAGUUAGUAGAUGAGGAGAUUGAUAGAAGAAGAUAGGCUUUGCUAGAUCUAUUGAACAAUAUAAGAUACAAGGAGAG
Molecule: messenger RNA, 1932 nt
Organism: Rubroshorea leprosula
Lineage: Eukaryota; Viridiplantae; Streptophyta; Magnoliopsida; Malvales; Dipterocarpaceae
Source: the annotation of a GenBank genome assembly